AUGGCGAUUGACCAAACUUUGAGUGAGGUACCAGUAAACCUGUGCAGAUUAAAGGAGGACAUGAAAGAGUUUGAGCAGUUUUUAAGAAAAGUGGACAAUAUUCAAACAGAAAUAGAGUGUGAAUUAGACGAAAAAGAAUUGGCAGCUGAGAUCGAUUCGCACGGUGCGUGGCGGGACGCAGUUAAGAAGUCGUACCGUACAGCACAGGAACUUUUAGAAACACACGUGCAUAAAAAGGAGCCGUUGAGUCCUAGUGUUGGUGCGAAGGGGGAGGCGAAGUCAGUGGUGACAGGUCUGAGCAUCACAAAAGAUAACUAUAGUGCUGCUAUCAAGCUCCUGAGGGAGCGAUUUGGCAAUAGGGAUCGACUGAUAUUUUCCCAUAUCCAAGCCUUGCUGAAUGUUUCGCUACCGUCUCCGACUGUUCGAGGUUUGUGGUCCCUACAGGACACAAUACAGACACAUGUUAGAAAUUUGGAGUCCCUCGGUGUCAAUGGGGGAACGUAUGGUCUGUUUCUCACGCCACUCAUCUUGUCUAGACUGCCCAAUGAUAUCAGAAUGGAGUGGGCUCGAAAUGGUGCUGGGAAAGAGAGCGACUUGAUUGGUCUUUUGGAAUUUCUUAAAUUGGAAAUUCAACGUCGUGAACGAGCAGAGACAUUCAAAGACAUGAAUUUAUCAGCACAACCGAGUGCAUGUACAUCGCCUUCGUUGAGCAAGCAGACAGUUAAGCAACGAGUUCCUACUGCCUCAGCAAUGUUCAGCAGUGGGGAGAAUUCGAAUAGUGACAGUAACAACUGUGUGUUUUGUUCCAAAAAACAUCCGUCUGAUAAAUGCUGGGAUGUGAAGAAAAUAUCGCUUAGUGAACGCCACAAGUUGAUCAAGGACAGUGGAGCGUGUUUUCGCUGCCUUUUGAGAGGUCACCUGGCAAAAGGUUGCAUGGCCAGAUGUAGGGCUUGCAAAGGCAAGCACAAUGAACUUCUGUGUGAUCCGAGUAGGAGAGCUGCUCAGAAGAAUCCCUCCAAUUCAGGUCAGUCUGGGGCUGCAGAUCGGAACUCCAUGAAACCGGUCACAUCGCAUGUAGGUGUGUCCUGUUCUACCGAGGGGGUUUUGACUGUACCCCAGGUUGCCCGCGUCCUCGUUAAAGGCGAGAGGGGUUCAGCUGAAGCAACUGUUAUGUUCGACUCUGGGUCUGAUACCUCAUGUGUUUGUUCUGAAUUUGUAGAGAAAAUCAGUCCUAAGUGGGUGACUGCUUAA
This is a messenger RNA of Lineus longissimus, 1251 nucleotides long. RefSeq lists its product as uncharacterized. The record is from RefSeq and is a predicted model, not a curated record. The coding region runs from base 1 to 1251 and encodes 416 amino acids. NCBI's taxonomy places the organism in Eukaryota, Metazoa, Nemertea, Pilidiophora, Heteronemertea, Lineidae. The transcript is spliced from 2 exons.